This is a messenger RNA of Fragaria vesca subsp. vesca, 1383 nucleotides long. RefSeq lists its product as uncharacterized. The record is from RefSeq and is a predicted model, not a curated record. NCBI's taxonomy places the organism in Eukaryota, Viridiplantae, Streptophyta, Magnoliopsida, Rosales, Rosaceae. The transcript has 8 exons. Gene Ontology annotation, cellular component: nucleus. The coding region runs from base 83 to 799 and encodes 238 amino acids.
GGAGAAAAGAAAAACAGUCUACGCGGGUGAGCGGAAGAGACAGAAAGGAAUCUGAGAGGAGCGUCACUUGUUAUCAGAGAAAAUGGGUGAUGAUUUCACACGCCCCCGCCUUAUGAAUUUCGUUUCUGAGGAACAGUUGGAUCAAGCCAAGAAAACCCGGGGCGAACGAGUCGAGGAUGGCACCGCCUACCGCGACAGACCCCUUUUUGAGAUUCUCAAGGAAAAUAAGGACAAGAAGGAUGCCGAGUUCAACGAACGUUUCAAGCACAGACCUCCCAAAGCUCUGGAUGAUGACGAGACGGAGUUUCUUGAUCAGUGGGAGACUUCGAAGAAGGAAUAUGAACGACAGAUUGUGGAUGAGGAAGCACAACAACUUUUGAGCUUUCAGGCAGCGGUGGCAGCAAAGUCGAGCAUUGUACAAGAGUUAACGGAAAUACCUUCUGUUCCGGUAGUCAAGGAGCAGCUGAAACCAACCGGGAAGAGGAAUCCACCUGCUUUUCCUUUAGGCAUGAUUGUUAAAGUGAAGCCACAAGCGAAGAAAGCUAAAACUGAUCAAGGGGGCAUUGGAGAAGCUACAAGCACAGCGAAACCCACUAAUGUCAACACAGAUAAAACUUUAGAGAAGCACCCAUUUUUCAGCUUUGAAAGCUAUGCUAGUCUAUGUGCUACUCCAUUGAAAGAUCUUGUAGCAUGGUCCUCCAAACAGCAGCAUGGUUACCAGAUGCAAUGUCCAUUACUGCUUCCAAGCAGUCUGUUUCUUCUACAGCCUUGGAUACAUUCAUUGUCAUUAACAACUUGAGUCCUUCUCUGAUGGCUAAAAGCUCAAUCUGUGCAGCACCAGGGUUACCGGAAUAGCAAAUGCGGCUAGAAACUGCCUGGCUUGGUUAAACUCAGUAAGCCAUGCCAAUGAACUAAGAGUAGGGUCAUUUGUCCAUUUGUCUCUCCAUAUGUGAAUCUGAGUCCCAUCUCCUACUCGCCAUUGCUCUUCAGCUCCGAGCACUGGCUUUCCUUGCAGGAUACUUAAGCCAAGAGAAGGAAGGGGAGUUCCCUAACUCCGGCUGCCUCGAAAGAAGUAUAAGGGUGGUACUUAGCGUUAAAAAUCUGCCACAGGUGAGUUGGAUUUGAUACCAGCCUUCACCCUUGCUUUGCAUGAUCAAGAGUAAGAAAAGCACUUGAACCCCAUGUCCCCUUCAUCUUUGGUAAGACACCACUCCUAGCUGCGCCAAUGUAAUUUUUUCUUUUCCUCAUUUCUCCCGGAAAGAAAGAAGCACGCAACUGAUGAUUAUCAUCACACAUUUCUUCCACUUUGUAUGUGGGAUUUCCCACUCUGUUUGCUUUAUUUGUGGCAGAUUUGAACUUGCUUUGCAAUUCGGCACUAAUAAA